AUCUGCUCUGUGCUUUAAUCUGCAGAAUCAUCGUGGAUAGAAUCGACGACAACAAAGAUGGUUUUGUCUCAGAGGAGGAGCUGGAGCUGUGGAUCAGGAAUGUCCAGAACCGACACAUGUAUGAGAAUGUGGAACAUCAGUGGCACGAGUUUGACCUGAAUAACGAUGGCCUGAUCAGCUGGGAGGAGUACAGGAACGUGACCUAUGGCAGCUAUCUGGAGGGUCCUCUGACUGAGAGGGAGUAUAACUACACCAACAUGAUGUCGAGGGACGAGAGACGCUUCAAAGUGGCAGACAGUAAUGGAGACAUGAAUGCAGACAAGCCAGAGUUUAUGGCUUUUCUUCAUCCAGAGAACCAUGAACACAUGAAGGAAGUGGUGGUGCAGGAAACGAUGGAAGACAUAGACAAGAACGGCGAUGGAUUCAUUGACCUGAAAGAAUACAUUGGUAAGGACACAGCUGUCCAUCACUCCUUGAAAGCAGGUUAAGAACAAGUCGGACCUUCAUACUGAUCUCUCCAAGCUGCAGUCAUGCGGUCAUGUAUUG
Cyprinodon variegatus (sheepshead minnow) is the source of this 546-nucleotide messenger RNA. Its product is annotated as calumenin-A-like. The record is from RefSeq and is a predicted model, not a curated record. NCBI's taxonomy places the organism in Eukaryota, Metazoa, Chordata, Actinopteri, Cyprinodontiformes, Cyprinodontidae. The transcript has 3 exons. Gene Ontology annotation, molecular function: calcium ion binding. Gene Ontology annotation, cellular component: endoplasmic reticulum. The annotation marks the transcript as partial.